Messenger RNA from Aspergillus affinis, 297 nucleotides. RefSeq names its product Aminoglycoside phosphotransferase. The record is from RefSeq and is a predicted model, not a curated record. Lineage: Eukaryota; Fungi; Ascomycota; Eurotiomycetes; Eurotiales; Aspergillaceae. The coding region runs from base 1 to 297 and encodes 98 amino acids. The transcript has a single exon.
AUGCCCCCAUGCAAAUCUUACGAUGAUGUUGCCUGGGCAAUAAGCACCCAGCUCUGGGAGGACUGGCCAGAACUGCUUCGCACGGAUGGCGAUAUCUACAAUGACAUUGGAGUCAUUCUCUCUGAAGAAUUCAACGAUCUUGAAUGGACGCUGUUCGAAUUUCUGAACACAGGCGGUUUCAAUACCUGCUUCCAGAUGAAAUUCCCCAAUAACUACGGUGCUGUUAUUCGGUUUCCAAUACCCGGCGCUGUCAUGUUUCCGGAAGAGAAAGUCCGCAACGAAGUCUCUAUUAUGUAA